Molecule: messenger RNA, 975 nt
Organism: Triticum urartu
Lineage: Eukaryota; Viridiplantae; Streptophyta; Magnoliopsida; Poales; Poaceae
Product: ribulose-phosphate 3-epimerase, cytoplasmic isoform
Biological process (GO): carbohydrate metabolic process; pentose-phosphate shunt
Molecular function (GO): D-ribulose-phosphate 3-epimerase activity
Source: RefSeq, a predicted model, not a curated record
CCUCCGUUCCGUCACGAGACCCGAACGAAACGUCGUCCGCUUCCCCACCUUCGACACUCAACUACCAUCGAGCGACCACCGGUCCUCCAAUCGGAAGCACCAACCAUGGCGGCGGCGGCGAAGAUAGCGCCGUCCAUGCUCUCGUCGGACUUCGCCAACCUCGCCUCGGAGGCCGAGCGCAUGGUCCACCUCGGCGCCGACUGGCUCCACAUGGACGUCAUGGAUGGGCACUUCGUUCCUAAUUUAACUAUUGGAGCUCCAGUGAUUGAGAGCUUGAGGAAGCACACAAAGGCAUAUUUGGACUGCCAUCUCAUGGUCACAAAUCCUUCCGAUUAUGUAGAGGCAUUUGGAAAAGCUGGUGCCUCAGGAUUCACAUUCCAUAUAGAAGUAGCGAGGGAUAACUGGAAAGAGCUCACCCAAAGCAUUAAAGCAAAGGGCAUGCGGCCUGGUGUAUCAUUGAAGCCUGGUACUCCUGUGGAGGAUGUUUUCCCCCUGGUGGAAGCAGAAACCCCUGUAGAGUUGGUUCUCGUGAUGACGGUCGAGCCUGGCUUUGGUGGCCAGAAGUUCAUGCCGGAGAUGAUGGAUAAGGUACGUACGCUGAGGAAGAAGUACCCGUCCCUCGACAUUGAGGUGGACGGUGGCCUGGGUCCUUCCACCAUCGACGCCGCGGCGUCGGCCGGCGCCAACUGCAUCGUCGCCGGGAGCUCCGUGUUCGGCGCGGCCGACCCCGGAGAGGUCAUCUCGGCGCUGCGCAAGAGCGUGGAGGCGUCGCAGAUCAAGAGCUGAUCAUCUGUAGCUCUGCGCGCUCGGACGGACGAGUAUGUUUCUGCUGUAAACUAUAACCACAAUGCAGUCUGCACGACGCUCGGUGAGCAGUUUUGCGAUUCCGAAUAAAAUGUGCCGUUGGCUUUCACGCAGUCUGAGUCUUGUAGAGAUGGUGGUAACAGUGACAUGAAUGGCAUACUACUACUACUA